GAUCGGAAGGUGAUGGUGCUCGUGGACAAUGGGUCAUCACACAACUUCAUCAAUGUCGACUUGUCCCAUAAGCUGAACUUACCAACCACGAAGAUUGAGCCUUUUGAGGUACGAGUAGCCAAUGGUGAGAGGCUGCAAUACACUAAAUCUUUCCGGAAGGUGCCAAUCAUGUUCAGCGGAGUUACAGUGAAGGCUGAUGAUCUCUAUGCCUUACCUUUGGUUGGGCCGGACGUCGUCCUAGGAGUACAGUGGCUCGAAGGGUUGGGCAAGGUGACCACCGACUAUCGAAUAAGAAUUAUGGAGUUCAACUCCGGAGGUCAGCAAGUCACUCUGAGUACUGGCAAUAAAAAAGGUACCAAGGAAGUAGGACUUAAGAGCAUUGAGAAA
This is a messenger RNA of Striga hermonthica, 387 nucleotides long. NCBI's taxonomy places the organism in Eukaryota, Viridiplantae, Streptophyta, Magnoliopsida, Lamiales, Orobanchaceae. The record is from the annotation of a GenBank genome assembly.